Molecule: messenger RNA, 1092 nt
Organism: Hylaeus volcanicus
Lineage: Eukaryota; Metazoa; Arthropoda; Insecta; Hymenoptera; Colletidae
Gene: RPA2
Product: replication protein A 32 kDa subunit
Exons: 2
Coding region: 216-971 (251 amino acids)
Biological process (GO): DNA replication; double-strand break repair via homologous recombination; nucleotide-excision repair
Cellular component (GO): site of double-strand break; chromosome, telomeric region; DNA replication factor A complex
Source: RefSeq, a predicted model, not a curated record
UUUUGGGACACCCUGUGUAUACCCUGUAUACAAGCUUCAUUUUGUGACAGAACUAGGUUUCCUGUAUUUUAUGGUUAUCGCAUGUUCGCGCACAAUUUCUGUUUGAUUUCGUCCAACGUUCAAUCGGUUCAAUAUAUUUCGUUGUUUCUCUCAGUAGAAGUACUUAAAGAUUGUUACUUUUUAAAACAUUAAGUUCCGGUCAAUUAAGCAUAAUUAUGUGGUCGUCUAAUUUAGAUAAUAGUGGUACUUUCGAAGGUGGAUUUUUGGAUAGUACUAACAAAACUGGCCCAGACGACGUAAAAUUGCGUAGAGUACAAACCAUUGUUCCUGUUAUGAUAGGACAUUUACUCGCUGCUAAUUCGGUUGAUGAAACAAUGAUUUGGGAUAUUCCUGCACGUAUGUUCUCGAUUGUUGGAAUAAUACGCCACAUGGAAGAGACUGCAACGAAGAUGUCAUACGAUGUUGAAGAUCAAACAGGUACGAUAACUGCAUUGAAAUGGUUAGAAGCAGAAAAAAAAACAUCAGGCCUUGUCAUGCAGAUGAAUGUAUAUGUUAAUAUAGUUGGCUUACUCAGAGAACAGAAUGAAAAACGACAUAUUCUUAUUUUGCGUUUACAACCACUAGAAGACUUAAAUGAGUUAACAAAUCAUAUAUUCGAAGUUACUUAUGCCACAUUAAAAGCCCAAGCAAUGUCGAAAAAGAAUAAGGAGGGACAAAACAACGAAUCCAGUGUUAUGGAAAAUCAAGAAUCAAGCGAAGAUUCUCCUUAUUAUGGAAUGACAAAAGAUCAGACGUUAGUUUAUAAAAUUAUUCACGCACAAAAUGAUACUGAAUCUGGUAUAGAAAGAUCCGAUAUUAAAGCCAAAGUACCAAAAAAGAUUUUACAAGAACUGGAUACUAUAUUAGAUUUCCUUGUUUCUGAAGGUCACAUAUAUACAACAAGCACAGAUAAUCAUUUUAAAACAACUUAAAAUCAUACAUUAAUAUUAUAAAUUAUGGAUUUUCUUUCCCAUUUAAUAAAAUUUCACAUUAUUUAAGUUUAUUUUGUAAAUUUAUCUUCUAAUAAAAUGUUAUACAUACAUAACAAGAUAA